This is a messenger RNA of Achroia grisella, 2729 nucleotides long. RefSeq names its product homeobox protein unc-4-like (gene OdsH). NCBI's taxonomy places the organism in Eukaryota, Metazoa, Arthropoda, Insecta, Lepidoptera, Pyralidae. The coding region runs from base 307 to 1353 and encodes 348 amino acids. The record is from RefSeq and is a predicted model, not a curated record. Gene Ontology annotation, biological process: regulation of DNA-templated transcription. The transcript has 4 exons. Gene Ontology annotation, molecular function: DNA-binding transcription factor activity, RNA polymerase II-specific; sequence-specific double-stranded DNA binding.
GCCACGCGAGCGCACCAGCGAACCACGGCUCAAACGCGACCACUAUCGUAAUGUUUGUCAAAUAACAGCCGACGGACGGAGUGUCACUAAUUACGUACUAUUUGCGAAGUGAUUUGUGCUUAAAAAAAUAACAACUAUUGAAGUGACUAAGUAAGGAGAACAAACGAUUUGAACGUGAUAUAUAAUUAGAGGAAAUAAAUGAAAAUGACAGUUGAGAAUGUAUCGCGCCGUCGGUGAACGGCGUAGUGUUGUGCGUCGUUGGUAGCCAAGAUAUCGAGCGGGGGCCGAGGCGGCGGCGUCGGCGGCAUGGUGCUGGAGGGCGGGCUGCCGGCGCCGCUGCAGCUGUACGCGGCGGCCGCGGCGCAGCUGGCCCCGCGGCCGGCGUGGCCGCCGUUUCUACCGUUCUUUGGAGUCCCUCCGCCGUUCCUGGCGAGGCCCAGGCUGCCGCACCCGAUGCCUGCGAGAGCGCCGCACGGACCUCCUAGCGAAGACUCGAACGAAGACGGCGGCAGCAGUAAAGGUGGUGUUGGCGACGACGAUGGUGACAGCGGCAAACGGCGACGGUCACGGACCAACUUCAACUCCUGGCAGCUGGAGGAACUGGAGCGGGCGUUCCUCGCUUCGCAUUACCCCGACGUGUUCAUGAGAGAAGCUCUCGCUAUGAGGCUGGACCUCAAAGAGAGUAGAGUUGCCGUAUGGUUUCAAAACCGACGGGCGAAAUGGCGUAAAAAGGAGCACACGAAGAAAGGUCCAGGGCGACCUGCUCACAACGCGCACCCUCAGUCUUGCUCCGGAGAACCCAUCCCACCACACGAGCUGCGAGCUCGCGAGAGGGCGAGAAGAAGAAAGAAGCUGGCAAAAGCGUUAGAUCGUCAGGCAAGAAAACUUCGAGCUAAGGGCAUCACAGUCGAUCUUGAAGCUCUAAAGGCCGAAUAUUUGGCUCAGCAUAGAAACAGCGGGCUUUAUUCUGACUCUGAUGGAGAAAUAGAAGGAGAAGAAUGCAUGAUCGAUGUGGUAGGAGGCGAUUCUUGUCACGACUCGGGGCCAGAAGACUUUUCUCUAUCAGGAAGAUUGCGGGCGCCGUCGGGAGCAGAUGGCAUCAAUAAUUCUGAUAGUUCAACUUCAGAUGCCCAUUCAGGAAGGAAUUUUAGCCCAAUUCCCGAUCCUCAAUCUUCUUUCUUCAAGCAGUUUACUAACGCUGGUGGAAAUUUUGAGAAAUUCGACUUCGACCCAAGCAGAGCCGUCUCUUUAGAUCUCAGCGGUGGUGGUACUGCCACCGAACAGGACUUAUCCAAAAACGGGGGAACAAGAAAACAUAAUCCGUUCAGUAUAGAAUCUUUAUUAAACACGUGAAAGUGACUAUUUAAACAAACAUUUGAAUAAUGAGGCUCUCGAGACACAAUUGACUUUACAGUGACUCGAAAUGAAAGCAUUUUGUGGAAUGUUCCUUUGCUUUAAUGUUUAACGAAUCGUUAAUUAUCAUUAGUUUUAAUCAGCUUCAGUAAUAAAGACUUGAUAGUACCAGUUAACAUAUCCAGUGUGAAUAUUAGCAGUAGGAAGUUUGUAUUAUAUAGAAGGUAGUGUAAAUAGUCUUUAGGUACCUUAUUUAUUUUCCUCUAUAACGUUAAUAUAUUAUAUUUCUUUAUACAAAACAUUGGGGCAAUAAUAUAUAACGUAAUUGUUGAUCGUAAGGUAUAUUAUUUUAUUUGCAAGUUUUAUAUUUUAUUGUUGAUUUGUAACUAUCCAAAUGGUAUGUAUUAUCAAAAAUAAGUGAGCAUAUAGGUAUGAUACUGUACAAAUUAUUAAUUAUAUACGUAUUUAUUUAGACUGUUGGUGAUGUUUGAUAUGUUAAUAGUGAGGUAAAAAUCAUUUAAUGUCAGGCAUUUUCAUGGUGGGUUGAUAUUACACAAUUUAUUCGCUAUUAAUAAUACUGUUGUAGAUGUUACAUCAGAUGAAUACAUGUUGUGUUCUUUUAUCAAUAUUAACAUAUAAAUACUGGGAUAAAUAAUAAUACACCUGCUCGCUUUACUGCUAUAUUUGCCAUGUACAAUCAGUCUGUCCUUUAUCUACCCGUCAACUAUAUCUAUAUUUAUAAAUACACUACAUCUCUACAUUAUAUAUACAAUGUAUGUAUUUACGACGAAAUGUAUAUAUCUAUGUAUUUGUAUCACUUAUCUAGUACCCAUAACAAGCUUUAGCUAGCUUAACUUGAGUCUAGAUGGCGCUGUGUGAAUUGUCCUUAGAUUAUUGUUAUUGUCUUAUUCACUGAAAUUAGGACACUACACGUUCCCAGUUGCCACUAAAACUAGACAUUGGGUCAUUCCGUUAUUUAGGUGUGUUUAAAACGGUAAUAACAAUUAACUCAAGUGCACUACAGAGUAAAUUUUAAUGCUCUAACAUGGCGGUACACCAAAUCCCAGAGUCCCAACUCUAAUUUACAAUGCAAUCGCUAUAUAAUUAAAUAAGAGACACUGGAAGUGAUGCCCUUGUCCACUGUUGUAUGAUAAACUAAAGGAUUUGCAUCAAAUUUCGUUUAAUUACAAAGAUGAUGUUUUUUAUUUUAAAUUAAUACAUCUAGUGGUCGCCCAAUAGUCAAAACUCGACCAUAAUUUAUUUAAAUAACUAGCUACUCGCCCCGGCUUCGCACGGAUAUACAUGUAUUAUAUAUAUAAAACUCCCUCUUGAAUCACUCUAUUUUAAAAAAAUCGCUUCAAAAUCCAUUGCGUAAU